Molecule: messenger RNA, 15676 nt
Organism: Lynx canadensis (Canada lynx)
Lineage: Eukaryota; Metazoa; Chordata; Mammalia; Carnivora; Felidae
Gene: DNHD1
Product: dynein heavy chain domain 1
Exons: 42
Coding region: 399-14822 (4807 amino acids)
Biological process (GO): microtubule-based movement
Cellular component (GO): dynein complex
Molecular function (GO): ATP binding; minus-end-directed microtubule motor activity; dynein light intermediate chain binding
Source: RefSeq, a predicted model, not a curated record
UCUUCUUCCUCCCCUUCCUCCUUCUCCUCCUCCUCCUUCCAUCUUGGUCCUUUGCCACUUUUUCCUCUCUACACUCCCCCCAACCUCAUCUGAACCAUGUAGUUCUCUGUGCUUUCUGUUCCCAAGAGCCCCCCUCAGCUCUUCAGACAGGACUGGGGCUUUGUUGCCACAGAGUGACCACCUGUUCCUCCCUUCAGGCCAUCCCUGGGCUCCACUCCCAGUGACGUUCCUUGCUGUUACCAAAGUUCUCUGAGUGAGCCCUUUCCAAGUGUGCAUCAGUUUGUGCAAGUGAUCACUCCUCCAUGUGCCAGUCUCUCUGUAUGGGCAGCUGUGAGUAGAGUGAGCCUGUGCUUGGGACCCAAGUCUUGGUUCACCAGUUUCUCCAACAGGCAGUUGGGAUGAAACCUUACCAGCACAUCAGUCUCUCUUCCCUUCCGUUGCCUCCUGUACCCCUUAUACCAGGUGAGACCCAGCAGCCAGGAGCCUGGAACUGGCAGUCAGAACCUGAACAGUGGGCAAGGUCAGUUCGACAGCAGCUGAAUGCCCAGCUCCUCUUGGUCUCGGAGCCAAAGGCGGACUUGUCUCCUGAAGAGGCAUCACCUGAAGCCCUUGAAUCUCAGCACUCCGUCUGUGUUCCAGACACAGAAGAGCAGCUCCAGGACCGUCAGAGGACACAAAGACAGUCCCCAAAGGCAGUGAGCCAGUCAGAGCAGCCCACAGCGCUGGAGCUCCUGGUAGCUGAGCUCCAAACUCUGUUCUCAGCUGUCCUGCAGGAUGGCAGCCCUGCAGCUUGGCACUACCUGCAUGCGGUGCUGCGUCUGCUGCCUCCAUAUCGUGUGCUGCUUGUUGGUCACCUUGAUUUGCUGCCCUUCCUGGAGCAGCUGUCCCACUGGGCACCCUGGGUCCAAUCCCAGCUCCAGCUGGACCUGCUAGAUGCCAUAGAGCAGGCCUUUCCCCCAGACACCUCUUUGUUAGAGAGUGCCUCACAUAUUGAGUGCUGUUCCCAGAAGCAGAAGUUCCGUCACAGGCCCCCACACCCAGCCUGCCCUUUUGUGCAGGCCCGCUGGGGUGGGCAGCACGUGGGGGAGGAGUUGGCUACAUGGCUGCGACCACUGACACUGCCAGAGCUACAGCGCAGCCUGGGUAUUGUUGGUGCCCAGGUGGCCCUGAAAGAGACCUGGUGGCUAGAUGGCCUUAGCCUCCUGCCCUUGGCACUGGCCACAGACAUCCCCAUACGGUAUGAAAGCAGGGACACUGAUGAUGCAGAGGAGGAGCCUGUUGGAAGAAAAGAGACUAAGUCUCAGCUAGAUACACAAGUUCCUGGGAAGAAAAUAUUACAGAAGAGAAGCUCUGGCUUCUCAUUUCAGACUUCCCUCCUGGGUAGCCAGGUGAUGACCAUUAUGAAGACAGAGAGAUACCUGAAGAAGAUCCACUUCCUCUAUCUCAAUGUAGCUCCCAGCCGGCACUUUAGGCCCUACAGCCUGGUGGUGGUGCCACCCAAGAAGGUGAACCCUGAGUACUACAUCUUCUCUCCCUUUGGGAUCCUGCAUGUCCAUCCUGUGGAGGGCAGUGAGACGAUCACGCUGGGCACCUGGCACCGCCAUUCUGUCCUCUGGCAGCAGCUCCAGUCCAUCCCGUUCUUCAAAUAUUGCCUCUUAUACAAGGCCUUGGCUUGUUGGAAGAGGAGUGUGAAGUUGCACGGGCUGCACCGGCACCGGACUUUCCUAGGAAAGCAUCUGCUCUUUGCUGUGCCCCACUUUGGAGCUGGGCUUCUGCAUAUUAGCAGGCUUCUGCAGGAGCUGCGCUCUGUAUCCUGGCUCCCCCGAGACCCCGAUCAAUGCUAUGGGCUGCUGGACCUGCAACGGGCUCUAGCCAAGGAGAACCACAAGGCUCUGCAGCUGCUCCAUCGCUGCCUGCACCUCUGCACAUCCAUCCUGCACCUGGUUCAUGAAGAUACGUAUCACAUGCAACAGGGCCUGCAGGAGCGGCUGAAAAACUGCAAGAGGAUCAGGACUGACCAACUCUCGGUGUAUCUUCAGAAGGUACAGGGCCAGCAGCUGGAGCAGAAGCUGAGGCAGACAGAGGCGUGGUUGCUGCGGCUGGGACAGUUGGCCCGCCUGGUGGACCACAUGAUUGGCCAGAACCUUGUGUCUAUCAUAGAGGAGGAGAUAACCUCCUUCGUGGCCAACAUCCUGCAGGCCCCAAGGCAGAAUCCCUUUCUCUCAGCAGAGCUGGUCUUUGACGAUUGUGGCCAGCUGUCUCAUGAGCCAUGUAUUGAAAACAUGAUCCAGAUUCUAACUAGGGGCCUGCAGUCUGUCAAGGCCUCUGCCCUGAAGGUAAUGCAAUCUACAGACCUGAAGACCCCCUGGGACUCCUUGAUUUCUGAAGAAGAAGAGGAAGAGGAGGACUCAAACAAGGAAUUCAUCAUGCCCAAGCUCCAGGGCCAGCCUAGCGAUGCUGUGCACAUCUUUUGUGGCCCAAAUAUAGGAUUGGUGUGGCCCUGGAAGUCUCACACAGUUACUGAAGCCCUGGAGGUCCGUGGGUGCCGGCUGCGGGGUCAGUACUUGCCCCCCAAUUAUAAGCAGCUGCAAGAAGACCUGGACAACAGUCCUCGAAUCCAGCAGGCACUGACUCUGCAGCAGGCCUUGCUGGAGGGCAUGCUGUGGGAGGUGAAGGAAUUCUGCAAGGAACAUCACUGGAUGACAGGCAUUCAUGAGUUCCUGCAAGCCUGGGGGCCUCAGAAGCUGGAGUCCAUGAGAGGUUGUCCCAUCAAGAACUACAUGAUGCUGGUGAGCCGCGUGAACAUGUGGCAGACUGAUGUCUCCAAUAUACCUAAGAAGUUGAUCACAACAGGCAGAUUGCUGCAGCUGAACUGCUAUCACAUACAGGCAGAGAUGGAAUCCAAGCUGGAUGGCGUCAGGAAGGACAUUCUUACACAUGUACAGAAUGAGUGCUGGACCCGCAGUCAGCAACUAAUAACGGAGCUCACAGAUUUCACGGAGGUCUUCCAAACCAUCAACUCAGACAUUCAUACCAUUGCACGGUGCUCCCAGAAGUUGAACCAGGCCAACGAGCAGUAUGCAGAGCUGGAGAAGCGAAUGGAAUACAUACGGGCACUCCACGAACUCAUCCGCAACCAUUUUAGCCUCUUUAGUGCUGAGAAUGAGGCACUGGACAUCUCGGUGAGAAGGCAGUUGGGGAAGUCACCCAUGCCUCCCAGUCUCCCUCCCCCACAGCCGCACCUACCUGACCGCACUCCCCUUGCCCCACAGCUACUGGAUGUGUGGGAGGCAUUUCAAUUUGAGAAAAGCCAGGCCUCAGAGUUCCUGAUCAGCAAGCGACAUGCCAUUGUGCCCAAGCUGCAGCAGCUAAUAGCAGCGGCACUUGUGGAGCUGGAAGGUCUGAUUGAGAACGCCCUAUCUGGCCCCUUCAUGGACCCUGCGCAAGAACAGAGGAGCAUGGAGCGUCAGCUCAUUUCCCUGGAGCGUCAGUUCCAGAACACAGCCAGUCACCUCAGUGAACUGCACCAUGCCUAUGCCACCUUCACCGGGGAGGAGAGUCCUGUGCCCUUGCCAGUCUGCGGGACCCGUCCAAUCGUGCAGCAGCAGCGCAUCUGGCACCUGUACCGAGUCAUCUCUGAAAACAUCAGUGAAUGGAAGUGCAUGGCUUUUGCCAAGUUCAGCAUGACUAUCGCCCAGGAGAAGACAGAUGGCUGGCUGACAGAGGCGGCCCGGCUGAGCACGACCCUGGGGCUGCACAGCCCGGUUCUGCAGCGCUGUAUGCACAUGCUGGAGGAGUUUCGCAUCUACCUGCCAAUACUUAGCAGGCUGGGCAGCUUCCAGCUGCAGAACUUAAAUUUCCAAGUCCUCCUGCGAGCCUUAGGGCUGGGCAGUCUUCAGAACACGGAACUCCUAACACUGGGCCAGCUGCUAACUUGUCCGCUGCUCGAAUUUGCAGAUCAAAUCAAUCAGAUUUGGCAGUGUGAAAACGAACAAAUCUGUGCCCAAGAAACUCUCCGGCGGCUGCAGCGGGUCUGGGAGGCACGCCAGCUGCGACUGAUGAACUUCAUCCUGUAUGUACCCUAUGAGCCCCCCGCCUUGGAGCGCUCCAAGAGGCAAAUGUUCCAUAGCCCCCAGUGGGAGGUGGUGAGCAAGGAUAGCGGCACCUUCAUCCUUUCAGAUUACAGCAGCCUGCAGGAUUCUAUCCAGGAGAGUCUUCAGGUAUUGUUCAAGAUCCUGGCCAUCCAAAAGUCAGGAGACUUAAACAAAAUAGCUUUGGAGUGGGUGACCAUCAUGCAUAGCCUGAGUGCCUUGCUGGAGGUGUGGGUGACUUUCCAGCAGAAGUGGAUUUUUCUGAAUAAAGUUCUGUAUGAGAUGAAGAUCGAGUUUCCUAGUUCCAACCUGAACUCCCAGUUCAAGGCCAUGGAUGAUCAGUAUCGGAUCCUGAUGCAGACCUCUGUAGCUGACCCCCUGGUUCUGUCACUUGUAGUGCCCAGCAUCAAGCGGAGCCCUCACUUCCGAGGCCAGCAGCUACAACAACUGCUGCAAGCAGGCUCGGUGGAGCUGGAGGGCAUCAUCAUGGCCCUGGAGACCGUGCUUUAUGGGGUGUGUGCUGACUUCCCCCGCCUCUUCUUCCUCAGCAAUAGUGAGCUGGUAGCCCUGCUGGCUGCCCCCCUGGAAUCAUGUGAGGCCCAGCUCUGGGUACGACGCUGCUUUCCUCAUGUGUAUGCUGUGAGUUUCAGUUCCAGCCUGACUGACAAAAACACGGAUGACCGGGACUCAAGCCCAAAGCCAUCUACUCAGGUGGAGGCAUUUGCAGUGCUUGGGGCGGGUGGGGAGGAGGUGAAGCUGCAGGGGUCUGUUCCUCUGCAUCCGGAUCUCCCCAAAUGGCUGGCCCAUCUGGAGAAGUGCCUGCGUUUGGCACUUGUGCACAUGCUGCAGGGCUGUGUGGCUUCCCGUCUCGCUCUGGGCCCGUCCCUAGAUGAGGCCUUCAAGCAGCUGCCCCAGCAAGGCCAGCUGUCCUUGCAGCUGUGUGUCCACCACUGGCUAGACUUAGUCCAGGCCUUCCCUUGGCAGUGUGUGAUGGUGGCAGAGGAGGUGGUAUGGUGGGCGGAGAUGGAGGAGGCUCUGGUAGAGGGGAGGACCCUGGCCAUGGUCCCCACGCAUGUGCGCAAGCUCGAGGCACUGGUGCAUUUUAUACGGGCUCAAAGGGCCUCCCAGGGUGGGCAGCCCCUGUCUUCUGUCCGCCAGACCAGCCUGCUCAGUGCUCUGUUGGCCAUGGCAGUGACUCACCGGGAUAUAGCACAGCUGUUGCAGGAGCACCAGGUCAGUGAUCUGACAGAUUUCCAUUGGGCCCGCCAACUCAAAUACCACCUGGGUUCACCUCACAUCGUCCCCCAGAAACCCCUGCAGAGUCUCAAGACUAUUGCAUCUACUGAGACUUCUCUGUCACCAGCUGCAUGCUGGAUAGAUGUGCUGGGUCGGUCCUUUCUGUACAAUUAUGAAUACCUGGGUCCCAGACUAGGGUCUCUACCCAGCCUGCUGCCCGAGCGGCCAGCCCUGGUGCUGUUAUUGGCCUUGGAAGAGGUGGCCUGUGGGGCUCUACUGGGCCCUGAAGGAGUGGGCAAGACAGACAUGGUGAAGAGCAUGGCACAGGCCCUGGGACGCCAGCUGGUGACAAUGCCCUGCCUGCCUCAGACAGAAGCCCAAAGCCUGAGCAACUACCUGAACGGGGCCUUGCAGGGUGGUGCCUGGCUGCUGUUGGAGGAGGCUCAGCGCCUACCCCUCGGCUUGCUCUCUGCCCUGGGCCAGCGCCUCACUCAGCUGCACCACCUCUGUGCCCCACUGUACCAGGAGGCCUCCCGAAGUACCAGCACUGUUGACCCCACACACCCCCAGCUCCUGGGCAGUGGCUUCUUUGAGAAACAUCACGUGUACAUACGCCUUUGCUAUGGCUGUUUCCUGACACUGCGUUCCCUGAGUCCUGCUGUGCCUGCCAACCUACACCUGCUGCUACGGCCUGUGGCACUGACACUGCCUGACUUGCAGCAAGUGGCAGAGCUGACCCUGCUGGGUGCAGGGAUGCGGGAUGCCUCCCGCAUGGCUUCCCGCUUGUCUAAAUUCUUCUCCCUAGGGCGUGAGCUGGUGUCUGCAUCCCUGCCCUGCCGCUUGCCAUUGCUCAAGCAGGUUCUGGAAGACACGAUACAAGACUUACAUGUGACCAAGGAGCCCAAGUUCCAGCAGCCCCACAACCUAGCUGUCAAUGAGGAGGCUGCCCUAUUGCGUGCCCUGCUACGCUCACCACUAUUCAGCAUCCUCAGUGGUGUCCACCUGCACAACCUCCAAGAGCUGCUCUGUGGGCUCUUCCCUAAUGCCCGCCAGGUGUUGGCAGAGCCUGUGACCCACACGCUGAGGAAGCCAUUGCUGGUGGAGGAACUACAGCAGAUAGGCCUCCAUCCCAGCCCUGAUAUUUUGGGAUCCCUGGAGCAGCUGAGCCAGGCUCUGAGCCGGGUUUCAGGUGUUUUGCUCCUGGGCCCUGCAGGCAGUGGCAAGACCACUUGUUGGCACAGCUUAUUUAAGAUCCAGAAUCGGCUGGCAGCCAGGGAGGACACCUCAGCUCAGGGCUGCCAGCCUGUGGAGAUCACCCACCUGUAUCCCAAUGUCCUCAGCCCCCAGGAGUUCCUGGGAUGGCUAGAGGGCCCCUGCUGGCACCAUGGCGUCUUCCCCAGGCUGUUUCGUGCAGCCAAUCCAUGUAAGACUGCCGGCCCAAAGGGGCCACCACAGGAAUCGGUGGGUAUCCAGCACUGGAUAAUAUGUGAUGGGGUCGCCAGUGCUGCCUGGCUGGACUCUAUCACUUGCCUCCUGAGCGAUGCCCCCCAGCUCAGCCUCCCCAACGGGCAGCAGAUAGCACGACCCCCAGGUACUUUUCUCCUGAUGGAGGUGGGAGAUGCAACAGGUAUGUCCCCCACAGUGGCAGGCCGGUGUGCCCUCGUCUGGUGUGGCGGGGAGCAGACUUGGCAAAGCAUGCUUAGUGUUCUGAUGGCAACCCUGCCCCACGAGUACCACCUGCAACCCCAGACAGUCACUGAGCUCAACCGCCUGGCUCAAGCACUGGUGCCAGCGACGUUCCGAUUCCUCACCCGGCAGGGCGCCAGCUCUCUGCUGCAGGUUCAUGGGCAGCAGGCCGUUUGCCCAGGUGUGGCCGAAGUGACCAGCCUGGCCCGUAUCUUGCGUGGUCUGCUUGGCCCCCACCUGCGCAUAGAUGAAGGGGAGAAGGCACAUGUCUCAGAGGACCUCAGCUGUAGUGAUCCUGUGGCCCAGAGCUUCAAGUCCUCAAAAAGCAGCUCUCUGAACCCAUCCCAGGUUGCCAGUGAUGAUGUACCUAAUAAGUGCAAGGAGCAUUCGCUGGCUGUCAGCAGCUUUCUCUUUGCAUUGGUUUGGGGCUUUGGAGCCCACCUUCCCUCCAGGCUCUGGCCCCUCUUUGAUACCUUCAUGAGGGGUUCUAUUAGUUGCCUCUGCAACUACCUGGAGCCACUGCCUUCAGCCUUGGUGUUUGAUCUACAUGUAUGCCCUGAAAAUGGGACAUUGGUCCCCUUCACUGGCCAUUACCUGGGUAGCCGCAUCAGAGGAAUUCCGGGCACCUUCAACCCUUCUCCCCAGACUGAACGGCUCUUAUAUGUGGUGGACCUGCUGCUGUCAGAGGGACACCCAGUGCUGCUGGCUGGAGAGGCGGCAACAGGGAAGUCAACCUUUGUGGAGAUGCUGGUGAAGCCACAUCACCCUUACACGUACAACCCCAUCCACUCUGCCUUUAGUCCCACCCACCUGCGCCUGCUGCUGAGUCAAGGGGUCCAGGGCCAAGUACAAGCUGCCCCAUCACCUGGGCCGCACCUGGAUUCUAAAGGCUCCCUCCUCUUCCUGCUGGAAGAUCUGCACCUGGCCACUUCUAACCCAGAGAAGACCUGCCAGCCAGUGUUGGAGACUUUGCGCCAGGCCAUAGAUGGCACGGUGUAUGCCCACAGCACCUUGGAAUUGCAGAUGCUGCAGCCUCUAGUCAACUUCCUUGCCACUGCCACAGUACCAGGCUUCUGUGAGCUCCCACUGUGCCCACGUCUCUUUAGACUCUUCACAGUGCUGGCCCUGGGUAGCAUGACCCAGGCCAUCCUUCUGAGCAGGCAUACACCUAGCAUCCAGGCCUGGCUUGAGCGCUUCCCCUCUGUGGAACGGGAGGGGGUUCUAGCGAAAGCCCUGGUCCGGGCCUCAGUGGAGGCCUGGGAGGCUGUGGGCAACUGCUUUAUGCCUUCCCCGCUCCACCCACAUUACCGCUUUUCCCUGCACUCUGUGAGCCAACUACUGGGCAGCUUGCAGCUGCUGCCAACCAGGAUGGGCUCCCGGGGUUUUCUGGAUGUUCCCAACCAUCAGGAGCACUUGCACCGGGUGUCAGGCUUACGUGGCACUCGCCUGACAGUCAUGAUGGCCACACGUAACAUGGUGCGUCUUUGGUUGCAUGAGGCACAGAGGACAUUUUGUGACCGGCUGGAUAGCCCUAGAGAACGCUCCUACUGUGCCAACCUGCUCCUAGAAGUAGCUCAGAGUGUCUUCUGCUGUGAGCCAGCACCCCAGCAUGGGGGCAAGGGCUAUGAGGAGGAGGAAGAAGAUGAGGAGGAGAGAGUGCCCGAAGUGGAAUCUGAAGGGGAGUUGGCCCAGUGGGAGGACUUAAGCAACAGUGGCAGUGAGACAGAGGAGGAGGACGACCCUUAUGGCCUUCAGGUCACCACAGGCUCACCCUCCAAUGAUUCAGGUCUAGCACCUUCCACAGCACCAGUAAAGAAGGAAAGCACAGAAAUUAUAAGUCAGGAUACAAGCCAGGAGGAAGGCACAAAGACCUGCAGCUGCAAACUUCAGUUAAACAGAAACAAGAGUUGGUGGCAGAAAACCACCCAGAUGGACCUGGUCUCUCCUCUGUUGCUACCAGUGCUACUACUCUGCCCCUGGGAAAAGCCCUCUGACCUGGUCUUCAGUCAGGAGCUGACACUAGGGUCCAACUCUGAGAGCCCCAGCCUGUACCUGGAACGGCAGUGGGAGAGCCUGGAGGAGCAGCUGUCCACCACAGCCUCUCAGCUGAAGUUGAACGCCUCCCUUGCCUCUUGCCACGCCAUGGCCAUGCACGUGGCCCGCCUGGUCCGGGUGCUGGCCAGGCCUCGGCAGCACGGCAUACUGCUCUCAGGGGCUUUGGGUACUGGGCGCCGUACUGCCAUCACUCUGGCAGCUAGCAUUUAUCAGGCCCACCUCUUCCAUCUGCCAUCUGGCUCAGAGGAGGCCAUUCUCCAGUGUCUACGGGAUGCCAGCUGGCAUGCUGGCAUGUUAGGCCAGCCAGUGGCCCUGCUGGUGCCCAAGGGUGUGGAUCUUACUACCCUUCAUCGUCUGCUGGCCCUGGCAACCUCAGGCAGUUUCCCUGACCAGUAUACAGAGGCAGAUCUGGAAAGUAUUGAAGAAUAUCUCCCCAAGGAGAACCUUAGUGUCAAGCAGAACAUCAAGAAGGAAGUGCUGUUGCACAGGUUCUACCAGCAAGUGUGCAACCACCUGCACAUCUUCAUCCUGAUUGGAGAUGACCAGGCCCACAAACAGCUGCCUUCCACCCUUUACCUGAGGCUUCUUCAACUGGCCAUUGCUAGCAUUGACCGCUAUGAACCCUGGGACCAAGACUCCCUGAUCAGUGUGGUCCGGCACUACCUGGAGGGUGCUCAGAAUCCAUCCAUUGAUGAUGACUCCUUGAAGUGCCCAGACCUCCAGGCGUCAAUUCCCAGUGUGGCCAAAGCCAUGGCUCUCAUCCACCUUUCGGCUGCCAGCUACCAUGGACACCUAUGCCCUGAGUUGCCACUAGUCACCCCCAAGACAUUUCUAGACUUUCUGGACACCUUCGUGCUGCUGCAGCAACAGAUGACUCUGCAGAUUAAGAAGAAGGCCCAACGGAUCCAGAAUGCCCUGGAAAAUCUGAGAAUGCUUAUGGAGAAGCACAAUGCCCACACCAACUUUGUCUUUAACUUGGAACAGCUGCUGAAAAGUUCCCGCAAGAACCUCCACAUACUUCAGCAGCAGCUCCAGCAAGACAAGCUGCUGUAUAGGCGGCAGCUGGCGGAGUGUCAGCAGCAGGAGGACCUCAUCAAGAACCUGACCAAGCAGCGGGAUGCCCUGCGGGCUCAGUAUGAGGCUUUCCUGGAGCAGAUGGGCAAGGCAUUCCUGGGGCCUCUGAGCCAGCUGCAGGUAGCCGACUUUGAGGAGCUACGGAGCUAUCGAGUACCACCGGAAUCUGUGGUCCGGGUGACGGAUGCCCUGUGUGAUCUGUUCCACUGUGAAACAGGCUGGGCCAGCGCCAAGCAGCUCUUAUGCACCGAGGAUUUUUAUCAGGAGCUGGUGUUCUUCCCCAAGGAGAAGAUGACAGACUCUGAGAUGAUAAAGUUAGCCCAAGCUCUGAAGGCUCCAGGUAUGAGUGAUGCAGCUCUGCGGGCAGUAAGCAUACCUGCAGCGAGCCUGGCGGCCUGGCUCUGGGCCGUCCUGCGCUAUGGGCUGGCACAGCGUCGGGGACUGCCCACGGGCCUGCUGCUGCGGCAGAUAGAGGCCACGCUGGCUCGGGAGCAGGCCCUCCUGGGCCACCGCCAGUUCCAGGCCCAGGAGACCCUGGAGCACAAACUGGAUCUGGCCAACAAGCUGGAAGACUCCUGGGUUUCGCACAACCGUGUGAUGGAGAAUCUCAUUCGCGCUCAAUGUGGCCAAUAUCACAAGUGGCCCAUAAAGACUGCACUGCUCACACCUAUGCAGUCCUGGACUACAGAGCUCCAGAAGUUGAAGGGGCACUGCACGACUAUUUUCGGGGAUGCCCUUCUGUGUUCAGCUGCCAUCAUCUACCUGGGUCCUUUCCCAGCACUGCGGCGUCAGGAGCUACUGGACAAGUGGCUGGCUCUGUGCAGGGGCUUCCAGGAGCCCCUGGGCCCAGAUGAUGUGGCACAGGCCCUGAAGCAGAAGCAGAAAUCUGCCAUCAUGCCACCAAAGAACCCCCUGCUCUCCACACGCUCUCCCUUCAACCUUCUGACCCUGCUUAGCUCCAAAUCUGAACAGUUCCAGUGGGACCGAGACCUGAAGCCCCAGGCAAAGUCAGCCCGCCUGGCAGGCCUGCUCCUGCGAAGUCACACCCACUACUCCAGCUUCCGUUGGCCUCUGCUGCUUGACCCUAGCAACCAGGCCCCCAUCUGGCUGAACCCACUGCCUCUGCAAGAGACUAGAUGCUUGGCCCCAGGUCCAGGGAUGGGCUUUGUGAGAAAUCAAGAAAAAGAAGAGGCCAUGGAAGAGGAAGAUGAUAACAGUGAAGACAGUGAUAAGACUAAGGGCAAAACAAAAGAGCAGAAGACAGAGGACAGAGAAAAUGAGGAGGAGGGAAACAAGCAAGAGCACGAAGAGGAGGAGGAGGAAGAAGAGGAGGAGGAGGAGGAGGAGGAGGAGGAGGAGGAGACAGAGAGACAGAGGUCAGGGCCCGCCUCAGAGACUGGGGCUCUGCCCCUUCCCUCCCUUAGUGUGCUCUCAGGCACUGACCCAGAGCUGGGUCCUCAGCUCCAGGAGGCAGCUGCCAGUGGCCUGCCCGUGCUACUGACCAACAUGGAGCUGGGCCUAGGGUGCCAAGAACUACAAUGGCUACUGCGGCGGGAGAAGCUGAGCCCACCCCAGGUGCAGCCCAGCUUCUGUCUCUAUCUGAGCACUACUCUCCCCCUCAAUGCCUUGGAAAAAGUGCUAGGUUAUGAGCUGCUGAAGGGGCUGAAUGUACUGGAUCUGAGCCUGAACAUGGAAAUCCUAGAGGAACAGAUGCUGCACGAAAUCUUGUGCGUUGAGUGUCCCGAGCUUGAGAGCCGCUGGCAGGACAUAAAGCUCAGAACCCUGGAUUCCUUUGAAGCUGUGGAGGCUGCUGAGGAGGGGCUGCUGCUGCUGCUGCUGCUCCAGAACCCAAAACAUCAGAAACCAGCCAAAUUCCUCCGGGAGAUGGUGAGGGCCCAGGCAAAGCUAUGUCAGCUGCGUGCCCACUGUGAGGAGCUAGAAGAAAUGAGACGGCAGGAGGUGGUACUGUGGGCACCCUAUCGGCGUGUGGUCUGGCAUGGAAUGGCCAUUAUAAAGGCCCUUAGCCCACUGCAGAACCUGCUUCCACUUUUCCGUAUGCACCCAGACAACUGGCUAGCAGCCACCAAGCGGGCCCUGAACAGCAUGGAGCAGUAUGAGAUUCAUCAAGGGGAGGACCUGCCCAGCCAUCUGCUGCAGCUGAGAACACAGCUGACCCGCCAGCUACUGGGCAGCACUGUGGCUGCGCUGGGCCUGACCCAGUUACCGUUGGUGGGUGCCUUGGGUGCUCUGGCUCUGCUGCAAGUGGCAAGGAAAGCACCAGAGCUGGAGAGGCUGGCGCUUUGGCCUGGCCUGGCAGCCUCUCCUAGCACAGGCUACAGCAAGCCAAGUGUGGCUCGACCAGCCUGGCUGGGGCUGAAAGCCUGGCAAGAAUGUAGGAUGUUAGAGCUGCUGCCACCAUUCGCUGGGCUGUGUGCAUCCCUGGCACACCACUCUAAUGUUUGGCAGGCUUAUCUGUCCCUGUCAUCCACAGUGCUGGGUCCUGCGCCUGGGCCUGGACCUGAUCCACUUAGUCUCCUCCAGAAGCUGAUUCUGUGGCGUGUGCUGCGACCUGAGUGCCUGGCAGGGGCCCUGGCUGACUUUACCACCAGCCUCCUGGGCCGGCCCCUGGAUGAAAACCUGGAUGCCUCCACCAUACCCUUGGAACACAGCCAGGCUACUCAGCCCGUGCUGAUCUUGUUGCCACCACCUGGUCACCCCACAGCCACCAUGCAUCCCCUGACUGUCAUCCAGAAACUGGCUGCCAGGCAUGAGCAGGGACAGAAGCAUCUGGAGGUGAUCGCCCUGGGCUCUGAAGCCUGGGAUCCAGUCUCGGUAGUGGUUAGCACUCUAUGCCAGGCUAUGCACAAAGGGCACUGGCUCGUGCUGGAGAACUGUCAUCUGAUGCCUCACUGGCCGAAGGAGCUGCUACAGCCUUUGUGGAGGCUGUUGGAUGGAGCCAGGGUGGUCUCGGACCUGGAGUCAGAACUGCUUCUGGCCCAACCUGCAAGCAGGAACAUGGCCACUGUCCACAGAGAUUUUCGUCUUUGGCUUAUUUUGUCUGCAGAGGCUAUUGCUUCCUUACCAGCUGUACUGACUCAGCACUCCAUGCCUGUUUUCUGGGACCAGUCCCUGGAGCUGGGCCAUGUCUUGAUCAACAGCAUGGAGCUAGCCCAGCAAGGACGGAAUGUACAAUCCCCAACCAGGACGCUGCCUCUGGUCCUCCUACAUGGCCUCCUGCUAUACCGGCAGCUCUAUGGAAUGAAGCUGCAGGCACACAGGGGCCGUUGGAGUCAAGUGACCCUGACCCAGGUCCUUCAGAUCCAAGACCAGCUGUGGGCCAGCCUUAGCAAUCCCAGUGCUGCCAUGCAGGAGCUGGCUGCUUCGGUUUUCUAUGGGGGUCCUGUGGGAGACAGCAAGGACAGGGAGGCCCUGACUAGCCUAACACAAGCCUGUCUGAGCCCCAGCAGCAGGAGCUGGGCUCAACCACACACACCCCAGUAUCUGCUGGCCACCCUGCUGCCCAGCCCAGAGCUACGGGAACUGGAUGCUUUGGCAGAGUGCAAGGCCCAGAUGCACCUACUGCCCACACCUCCUGAACCCCAGAGCUGCGGACUGAGUGCCGGCCCCCGGGCCUGGCUGUUGCACCGCAAGAGUCGCGCUCUCUUGAGCGCGCUACAGCGGAGUCUACCCGCUUGGGUUCCUGCGGCUCGAGGAGGUUCCAGGCGCACGGAAAGGCGGCUGCGGCAGCGCCUAGUGCAGGCCAAGAGGAGGCUGGAGUCACUGCAGGCUCUGCUCAUGGACACCGCCCGCCCGGAAGAGUCUGGCGCCGGGUGGGUGGUGCCGCGGCAGCGGCCUCUGCAGGCCUUCCUCCAGACCGAGGUGCUGGAACUGAGCCAGCUGGCGCGCACGGUGCUAUGCGACCUUGAUUGCCUGUUGCAGCAGCUGAAAGGCGCGCCCCUGUGCGCCUCCCGGCGCUGUGCCGCGGUGGCCCACGCUCUCUGGACUGGCCGCCUACCCCCUCCUUGGCGUCCCUAUGCGCUUGCCGGCCCGCAGCCGCCCUGGCAUUGGCUGCGACAGCUGUCCCGCCGUGGGCAGCUGUUGGUUCGCUACCUGGGGGUGGACGCCCAAGUACCAGGGCGCAUCUUUCACCUAUCAGCCUUUUGCCACCCGCGCCGCCUGCUGCUGUCACUGCGCUCGGAGGCUACCUUUGCUACGGGCGCCCUGCACCAGCGUGUGCCCAGCUCGAAUCUCCCUGAAUGCCAAGGCCCUGGCUUCAGUGGGCUCCCAUAUAAACGUCAGGAGCUGAACAGCAACCCUUUGCACCUCCAGGUGGUGAACAGCCCAAAUCCUACAGUUCCAGAGAUGGGGCUGCUGCUGAUUGGGCUACAGCUCCGGAACGCUGAGUGGGACCCGUUAGCAGGGGCCCUGCAGGACAGCACCUCCAGUCAGCCCUGCCCUCUGCCUCCGGUCAGCGUCUGCGUCCAGGCUCGGGGCGCCAAUGACCUGACACCCCCAGCCGGUCUGGCUGUGUAUUCCUGCCCUGUGUACAUGGAAGGCCCCCUAGGCAUUGUUAGGCUGCACAGCAGGAACAUCCUGAUGUACCUGCCCCUGCCCACGAAGCUCAGCCCGGCCACCUGUGACCAACUGAGAGUCCAUGUGUGCAGCCCACCCUUGCCAUGAGCCCUCAACCAAAAUAAAGUUGGGGUGAUUCGAUUAAAGGUUUCUGAGAUUUAGUAGUGCAAGGUGGUGUGCACAUGGAGAAUUGACACGCUAAGGGGAAACCCCAGUGUGCACAACUGAGAGGGGGGUGUGGGUAUCCCGUGGGAAGAUGGGCCUAGUGUUGGUCAUGUAUCCAAGGCUCUAGGCAGAUGGGGAUGGCUAAUACACAGGAUCCUGAAUCCUUGCCCAGCUUUCUACUGUGGUCUCAGUACUUGUGCUAAAUCCACAAGGGGUGGAGAUAUAUAUAUAUAUAUAUCUCCACAUAUACAUACAUACAUACAUACACACAUUUUUUUUCACAAGGGAUAUUUUUAUAGAGAACAUUAGAACUGAAAAAUUAUUUUUUAGAGCCUUGGUUGUAUUACUGACAAUGCCUCAGUCUGGCCCUACCAGUCAUCCCCUCCCCUGGGAUGGAUUCUCCCAGUGAGUCAUACACAUAAAAAACAAAAGCCAAAUUAAGAUACAAGGUUUUAUGUGCAUUCAACAAUUACUUAUUGAGCACUCCUCUGGAUCACGUGCUCUUCCUGGCACUUAUGAGGUUGUUCCAAAGCAGGAAGACAGAGAAGGAAAAGGUCAACAUAUGGAUAAAUUAAAUUUGAUGAUUUCUAUGUGUUAUAAAGACAAUAAAGGAGGCUGACGUGUUAGAGCACGACUAGAGGGAAGCAGUUAGUAUAACUUGGGUGGUCAGGGGAUGCUUCCUAAACAUUAGAAAGGGAGCUACUUGAAGAUCUAGGAGGAGAGUUUCUGGAUAGAGCCCUCAGUAGGUGCAAAGGUCUUGAGGCAGGACAGAACAUGUAGCUGGAGUGUGGUGAAUG